Uncinocarpus reesii 1704 is the source of this 1026-nucleotide messenger RNA. RefSeq lists its product as uncharacterized. The record is from RefSeq and is a predicted model, not a curated record. Gene Ontology annotation, molecular function: protein binding. Lineage: Eukaryota; Fungi; Ascomycota; Eurotiomycetes; Onygenales; Onygenaceae. The transcript is spliced from 2 exons. The coding region runs from base 1 to 1026 and encodes 341 amino acids.
AUGGCAAAUCUGGCUCAAACGCUGUCUAAUGUCGACAUCUGCUCCGACGCGUCUCAGCCACGUCCCCCUAUCCUCGACAUCCCCCAUGAAAUUUAUGGGUGUAUUUUCGAAAACCUUGACGUCCAAAGUAUUUUCAACUUCGGUAUGACCUGCCAAGAGCUGUGGCCUGUUGCCAAGUAUUUUGUCAAAGACAGGUUCAAGCAGGUGCUUGGAGUUUGGGCCGGAGUGCCGCUCAUUUGUCCAGGUUGUGACCAUCCAAAAGGCGAGAACUCUUAUCCGCCAGGUCUUCUCAGCAAAGCCGCUGAAGAAGAGCUAAAGAAGGGAUUGCGCGUCGGAGAACCGGGUCCUCUUGGCCAGCUGCUUCACAUUCCGGGACACGAAGAGAUCGAACAGAGAUACUAUAAGACCAACCUGUUCCGACUUGCGAUCAAACGGUACAAAAUGCUUCCUUUAGUCAGCACCGCCGUCAACAGCAUGAUUCAUGUUUCCAACACGCCGGGACUCCGUCGCCCAAGGGACGUAUUUCGCUUCACUAGGCCAAUGCCGUCAAUGUUUUAUCCCCUGGGAGAGAAAUGGAUCCUCCGCAACUUGACCACGCGUCAAAUCGUCCGUGCAGAAGAAAUCGCCCUUAAGCAAGAAUACAUCCAAGGGCCGCUCAUCAAGAUUCUCGGAUUCGGCGAAGUUAUCAUCGCGAAGACCUGCUGGUCCGAUCAUGCAGAUACUUGGGUUAACUACCCAGUCAACAAAGGCCCGUGGGCAGGGCACUCCUUCGAUGUCGUCCCCAUCUCUAAGAUCAAAGAUGACGACACCUGGGAGGACAUUAGCCUUGAGAUCGCGGCGGAACUAAGGAAGAUGUGCCGGCUUCAGUAUGGGCACGGCUGGAGGGAGAAGCUCAUUUAUAGAUUCGAACGGAAAUGCAUGGAUCCUUGGGGCUGCUGGAGAGACGAGACGUUGUGGGAGACUGUUCAGAGGCAAGCAAAGUCCAGCACUCAGGGCUGGUUUGGCUUUUUCCGCAAGAAGCACUGA